Pyrgilauda ruficollis (rufous-necked snowfinch) is the source of this 965-nucleotide messenger RNA. It is a transcript of the gene CLRN1, whose product is annotated as clarin 1. The coding region runs from base 132 to 830 and encodes 232 amino acids. The record is from RefSeq and is a predicted model, not a curated record. Gene Ontology annotation, biological process: equilibrioception; sensory perception of sound. The transcript has 3 exons. NCBI's taxonomy places the organism in Eukaryota, Metazoa, Chordata, Aves, Passeriformes, Passeridae.
GCUCUCGGUAGGGGCUGACCGGCCCCGGGGCUCUCGGACGGGGCUGGCCGGCCCCGGGGCUCUCGGCCCCGGCUGCUGCGGCGCUCGGAGCUGGCACGCCCCGCGGAGCCGUGUCCCAGCCCCGGUGCAGCAUGCCGGCGCAGCAGAAGAAGCUGCUGUUCUGCACAGCCGGCGUGCUGAGCCUGGCCUGCGCGCUGGGCGCGGCGGCGGCCGUGGGCAGCCAGCUCUGGGUGAGGGGCACGACCCUGUGCAGCACCGGAGCGCUGCUCGUCAACGCCAGCGGCCCCGAGCUGCACAAGUUCAUCGGCCACAUCCAGUACGGGCUCUUCUCCGGGCAGCGAGUGCGGCAGUGCGGGCUCGGGGGCAGACCCCUGCAGUUCUCAUUUUUUCCAGAUUUGCUCAGAAUCAUCCCUGCAAGUAUCCACGUCAGUGUCAUUGUCUUCUGCACAGUGCUGAUUGUCUUUGCCCUGGUGGGCGCAGGGUUCUUCAUGUUCAAUGCCUUUGGCAGCCCCUACGAGACGCUGCACGGCCCCGUGGGGCUGUACCUGUGGAGCUUCAUCUCCUGUUCCUGUGGUUGCCUCAUCAUGAUUCUCUUCUCCUCAGAGGUGAAGAUCCACCACCUUUCAGAGAAAAUUGCUAAUUUCAAAGAGGGAACUUUUACAUUCAAGACUCACAGUGAGCAGUUUGCAAAUUCCUUCUGGACCAUCCUGGUUUGCUCCCUGGUGCACUUCCUCAAUGCCCUGCUAAUCCGAUUUGCUGGAUUUGAAUUUCCCUUUUCAAAAUCAAAAGAUUCAGAAACAACCACAGGAGCAGUUGACUUGAUGUAUUAAAAUGAUGGGAUUUAAGAACAUUUCAAGCAGAGAAAUUUGUCACUAUUACAUCAACAACCACCAGAUGUACCAACUUGUGAAUGAUUGCUCUAGGGAAGGUAAAAAAAGGGAAGUUUCAAAUAAGUGUUAAUAUGG